This is a messenger RNA of Ostrea edulis (European flat oyster), 2340 nucleotides long. RefSeq names its product transcription factor 15-like. Gene Ontology annotation, molecular function: DNA-binding transcription factor activity, RNA polymerase II-specific; RNA polymerase II transcription regulatory region sequence-specific DNA binding; protein dimerization activity. NCBI's taxonomy places the organism in Eukaryota, Metazoa, Mollusca, Bivalvia, Ostreida, Ostreidae. The transcript is spliced from 2 exons. Gene Ontology annotation, biological process: developmental process; regulation of transcription by RNA polymerase II. The record is from RefSeq and is a predicted model, not a curated record. Bases 1730 to 2269 code for a protein of 179 amino acids.
UUUUUUUUUUUUUUUUUUGAUUGCGCAUGCAAUACAUGUACCUGUAUUUGCACCCAGAUGUAUAUCUCCGAUUGGAUAUAAUCAUCUAGAAAGUUUGAAUUGUGCAUGCAGUAUAAUUUUAUGCAAAUAGAUGUACACUACAGUGUAUGUUUUCACUCAAUUUCUAUACCGCAAAACCCCAAACCAGUCAAGCAUUCAAUACAGGAAAAAUCAUCCGACUCUGAUAUCGUCUUCUUGAAUGCCGGGGUUGAGGUGUGUCGCAAUCUGUAUAAUGGGAUCACAACGUAUUAAACUGCCGAGAUACAAUAUACAUAUAUAGAGUUUGUUUUGUUUCGUGGAUUUAUCAGAAUAAAGAGAAUAUAAAAUUUUAGUAAGCGCACUUUCCCAGUCCUGGGUAAAUAGCUGUCUGUAUUUGAUGCGUUUUCCAGGCAAGCAUGAUAUAUGCAAUACUUGUGCAUGUGUACCUGUAUUUCGCAAAAAUUGAACAUGUUUGAUAAUAUAAAUGCGAUGCCCUUUGUGUAUUUCAUUCUAUCACUAUAUGUAAUUGACAACGAUUUCACCGCGCUUAUUUCAUGUCAUGGACAUGAUACAGUCGCUAAUCAUCAUUUUGUCGUCUUUCUGUUUUGUCGUCUAUUCGUUUUGUCACCUUUUUGUUUUGUCGUCUUUUCGUUUUGUCAUCUUUUUGUUUUGUCGUUUCGCUUCAAAGAAAUAACAAAACUCCAAAUAUAUAUUGGACCUAAUUUGCAGUGUUUCUUUAUCGUCUUUUCGCAUGUACUUUAUCGUCUUUUCGACUUUUCUGUCGUGUUUUCGUUAUUAAAGGGUAUAUUUUUUCCCUCCUUUUCUCCACAUGCACUUAAAGGUAAUCUCUAUUUUCAUACAGCACUCACUUUUUUCGAACUGUAAAGCUUGUGAACUCAUUUCAUUUUCGUGCGAUAUUUGUUAUACAGAGAUACCUCACGGAGUCUAAUUUUCCCAAGCGAUGAUCCGCCCCUUGAGAGAGCUUUGACCGGUAGCAUAUCUCAUUUCACGGUCACUUCUCCUGAGUGCUCAAGCAAUCAUCAACGCAUCAUUAUAGAAAGAUCCUAUUUGUUUUGAAAAGUUUGUUUUCUGAUGCCCUGCAUGCCUGUUACAUUGCAGUGGUACGAUGGCUUCCGUCGCACGUGCUCCACUUUUGGCGUCGUGUGUGAUGUGUUUGUCGAUCUGUUUCAAGUGAAAAUAUAAUUCUAUAUUAAGUACCAAUACAAAAGUGGUUGUGUAAAUCUCCAUGGAUAUAUAUAUCUUGUGUGAUAUUUUCUAAUUUGUCGCAGUCUACUUCAGUGAUGCCAUUCUGUUGUCAUGGCAACGACAUUUUGUGCAUUAGACUCAUCCAAUGCCCCUCCUAUUAACUAUGACCGUGGCUCGUCAGAUGGAAAUAACACACGGGUAAUUAUCCCCAAUGAUGACUUUAACAGAUCGAAAUAUCACACGCCGGAAUCUAGUUUAACAGUGGGAUGUUACGGAAGGGUUCCCGGUUUAUCGCAACAUUAAAGCAUGUUUGGGAUGUACAUAGCAUGAAAUUGCAUAUCCAUAUGUAACUUCACUUUGCUGGCGCUCAAAAGCAAAGUAUUUAGAAUUGACAAUUAUCAAACAUAUUGUAACGCCCGUUUCCAUCCAUGUAAGGUUUACGGAACUGAAAUCUUAUUCAAGCUGAAUUUGUUGACGUUUUAUGCUAAAAUGAGAUAGACACGGAAUGCAACGUCAUAGUGACGCAAUGCGAAAACGUUUAAACGAGGAGGAUUUACAUUUUUCGGACGAAAACGACAGCUCAAGUUCAGUUGAGGAUAUCCAAAGUUCUGGAAAUCGGAAGAGGAAAUUGCUCAAUAAUUCGGAAGGAGACGACAGACACUGUGACUUUAACUUUGACGGAACCCCCGUCCCCAAGCAGCGAAUGGCUGCUAAUGCACGAGAGAGAGACCGGACGCACAGCGUCAACACAGCGUUUGUGACGCUUCGAACGCUUAUACCUACAGAACCUGCGGACCGGAAGUUGUCAAAAAUUGAGACUCUAAGAUUGGCCACGAGCUAUAUAGCUCACUUGAACACGGUGCUAAUGGUUGGAGCGGAUUGUGUGGACCAGCCAUGCAUCAAACAUCAAGCCAUGAUCAGGGGUGGGGUGGAUCUACCGAAGCCCGUGUGCACGUUUUGCCUAAGUGCCUCCAAAACAAGACCGAUUCGUUCUGACAGCUGUAUGUAUAAAGAGGGAAGGCACGUGUCCAGCUGCCGUCGAUAGACCAAGAUGUACCUCCUAUUUAUUUGUACAUGAAAAUAUUUUUAUGAAAUAAUAAAAAAAAUAUAUAUAUA